Messenger RNA from Durotheca rogersii, 3339 nucleotides. RefSeq lists its product as uncharacterized. The coding region runs from base 1 to 3339 and encodes 1112 amino acids. Lineage: Eukaryota; Fungi; Ascomycota; Sordariomycetes; Xylariales; Xylariaceae. The record is from RefSeq and is a predicted model, not a curated record. The transcript has 3 exons.
AUGAACAGGAUCAAAGAGACACUAGCUAGACUAGCCCGUGUCGCUCGCGGCUCGCGCGACCCGUCGACCUCUUCUAGCCUGCGGCUAGACCGCGUUGGUCGGUCGAGCAGCUCGACGCUGGACUCGCGGGAUAAGGUUCUCGUGCGUGCCGACGGUCGGGGCCCGCUCAUCCUUUUCGACUCGACGCAAGAUGGCGAAGAUGGCACCGAUAUCGUCUUCGUCCACGGAUUGUUUGGCAGCCGGUCGGGCAGCUGGACCAAAGGGGGCGUCUGCUACCCACGUGAUUUUCUCGGGCAGGAUAUCCCGGGCGUCAGGAUAAUCGCGUGGGGAUGGACCGGUGCCCUGAGCAGCAGCGGCACCUUCGCCGAACAGGCGGAGGCCUUGUUGACCGACAUCACCCGCGUCCGCAGCGGCACAACUCGGCCCAUCAUCUUCGUCGGCCACGGUCUCGGCGGCCUUAUCAUCAAGGAGGCUCUCGUCACCGCCGCCAUGUCGCGUAUUUACGGUGCCCAUGUCGAGCUUGGCAAUGUGUACCCGCGGACGAUCGGCUGUGUCUUCUUGGGCACGCCUCAUGUCCGGAGCGGAAAGCGUUCUCUGGGCGAAUGCAUCGCCGCCACCGCUUUGCUCUCGCCUACCAUGCCCAGCCCUCAACUUCUGCGAUCAUUCAAGGAGAGCGACAAGGCCUUCGAGAACCAGCACAGCACCUGGCUGAUGAUUUCGAGAGACACCAGAGUGGUGUGUAUCCGAGAAAAGUUCCCCUCGACCAUCGCGGCCUCCAGCGAGCUGAUGAGGGACGUCGACGGCCUGGACCUGGGCAAGGGAGCGAUGCAAAUCAUGGUCCCGAGAGAGUCGGCGGCCUACGAUGGCUUCAACGUAACCAGGCACGAGAUGGCGGCAAACCACCUUGACCUCGCGAGGUUCAAAAGCAGAGACGAGCCCGGAUACUCGCAGAUGAUCACGUAUGUCACCAAAACAUCGUCCGGUCCGACGCCCGCCGAGAUUGAGGCUCGGGAGCCUCGAAACCAAGAAAUUCUUAACGCCCUUUAUUUCGACACUAUGACCGAACGCGAGUCGCGCAUCGACCCAGCCUACGGUCAAACUUGCGAAUGGGUGCUGUCGCCCAGUCUGUCUAAUUUCCCUCAAUUUCUCAAGUCUAAGGAUCCUGUCCUAUGGAUCAGCGGUAACGCCGGUUCGGGCAAAUCAACGCUCAUGAAGCACAUAUGGAACUCGCCGAAGAUGCAACAACUUCUCCUCGACGGGUGGGCGAGCGGGGGCGAUUUACACAAGGCCUGCUUCUUCAUGUUCGAAGGAGGCAACCGAAUCCAGAAAUCUUACGAAGGAUUCCUCAGGAGUGUCCUGUACCAGAUUUUGUCUACGAGGCGAGAUCUCAUCCGUGUUGCUUUCCCCAGCUUCUUUGACUGCCCUUGGCCGCCCCCGGUACUAUUCACGAGCACCAAUAACUUGAACCAGGGCUUCUACUCCCUCUUCGCUCACAUGUCUCAGACCCUCCGUCUCUUCGUUUUCAUCGACGGACUCGACGAAUAUCGUAUCAUGGAAAGGAAGGACCACUACGAGCAGAAGGAGUUGGACGUUACUUACGACAAAGACACUGGUGACGAGUCCUGGGGGUUAAGCAAGUGGGCCUCGGAUUCGCACGUCGAAAUCGCCAAGCUGGUAGUUAGUAUGGCGAAUAAGGAUGUCAUUAAGUUCGUUGUCACCUCCCGCGAGCUCCCUGUGUUUGACGAAGCAUUCGCCGAGUUCCCCAGGAUCAAGCUCCAGGAUCACACCGAGCGGUCGAUCACGCAGUACGUUGCAGGCCGACUCGAAGACGAAGCGCCGGGCCUGCCUGACAGCAAAAACCUCUGCAAGGAAGUGGCUCAAAAAAGUCGCGGCGAUAUACUGUGGGCAAGGUUAGCCAUCGACAUGGUGGUCGGCUGUAGUCUUCGCACCUUGAGAGCAACGCUUGAUUCUCUACCGGCACAUUUAGGUGGCCCUGACGGCUUGUACAUGCGCAUGCUGGAGAAUCUGUCACCAGAUCAGCAGCAGAGUGCGUCUAGGAUUUUCCACCUCGUUCUUCGAGCGCAGCAGCCACCUACUUUGGUGACCCUCGCUCUUGCAGACGAGGGGUAUUUACACGCUGCUACGCAGGAUCUACGAAUCGUCCACGACAACGCACGUCCUUACGACAACGCAUCCAUCCAACGUCUAUCGGAUAACAUGCAACGCCGCUUGCAUAGCUGCUGCGCCGGGCUCCUCGUUGCCGAGACUGGCCCAUCGGCCAAUGCUAAUUCUACCGAGACAGGCCAUCGGGUGGUUUUCGUACACCAAACUGCUAAGGAGUGGGUACGUCGUAAGGACAUCUGGUUGCGGCUGCCGGGCUGCGCGCCUCUCGAUACCGUCGAGCUCGAUUUCUCGCUGCUGAGCGGAUGCGCAAGGCACAUAAAGGCCUUCGAUGUGAUGCGACCGCCCGUCCUGGCGUGGCCCAACUGGCGGUUCCGACCGGAUGCUUGGUUGCUGAUCGCGAACGCGCUGCGGUACGCCGAGAGGAUUGACGGCGAGGUCUCCGACAUAAAGAGAUACUGCGAAUUGCUGGACGAAUUGGACAGCGCCUGCCAAUCAGCCUGGGUCACGGCGCUCAAGAACCACAAGCCCCUUCACGAGGAUCCCGACUGGUACGAGAGUAGGCUGCCGAGCUUCUGCCGGAAGCACUGGGCAAGCUACGAGCCGAUGGACGCUGGCAAGCCGCCAAAGCGAAAGGACUUCCUGUCCCUCGCCAUGCAGGCUAAUCUUGUUCGAUAUGUUAGUGCGAAGUUGAAGCAGAUGGACAAGGAUAAGAGGGCCAAGAAGGCUCACGACCUGCUGCCGUACCUGGUCUGCCCCAAAGCCGAGGGCUUCAGCGCCUGCGCCAGUCUCAGCGGAGAUUACCUCGAUUUCCACCACGACAUGCCGGACUCCCGAUUUCUAGAAAUUCUUUUCGACUCGGGCGCAUCCCCGCGGGACGAAGACCGGAUAUUCCAGAAAGCCCUGAAGGCGGGGCGUCACUACUUCUCGCGGGGCAGCGUGACAAUGACGCAUCUUAUGGAGACGUCGUCUAGCGCGCGGCUGAUGGAGAACCGGCAGCGGUGGGUGGCGGCCAUCAAGUCGAUGCUGAUGCACGGCGCAGACCCCAACGUCGAGAUACAGGUUUCCAACGGGUCCGGAGAGAACCAAUCGACGACGACGGUAGCGGCGGUGGACCUGAUCCGGGAGACGCUCGAAGGCGAGCCCGAGUACGCAGUGGAGCUCGUCGAGAUGGAAGCCCUGAUGGGCAGAAGAGGGAGUGUCGGCAUCGCCAGGUGA